CUAAAACCCUGCAGAAGAAAAUCCACUCCCUUGUAACCGCCAUGGUUUUCACUUUGUGCAUCCGCAGGUCAGCUUCUCGUUUAGCUUCCGUGUACGGUCGUGUAGCUCGAUCCCAGUCCAUCUCCACCGUCGCCGUCGUCAAUCGCUCAUCCCUUGUUCCAAACCCAUCUUCUCUGCUUCGUCCUUUCGUAUCUCGUAGCUUCCUCUAUUCGACGGUUACCACCGAGCGGUUAAAGUCCGAUGAGACGCUUAUCCAAGUGAUUGACUCCGAAAUUAAAGAUGCUUUCGAAGCUGAUGUGCAGGGUGAAGAAGAGACGACAGAUUCCGAUGACUUUCCUUUUAAGAUUGAAGAUAAUCCUGGUCACAGGAAUGUAACGUUGACUAGAGAGUACAAUGGAGAGCAGAUUAGAGUAGAAGUGAGCAUGCCUGGUUCCAUGGAUGAAAAUGAAGAUGAUGGUAUGGAUGACAAUGAAGAUGGUAAUGAGAAAGCCAACGAGACAAGCAUUCCGCUAGUUGUCACUGUGACCAAGAAGAGUGGACUCAGCCUUGAGUUUAGCUGCACUGCUUUCCCUGAUGCGAUUGUCAUUGAUGGUUUGUCUGUGAACCAUUCAGAGAAGUCUUCUUCCGAAGAAGGAGAGCAAUUGACAUAUGACGGGCCUGACUUUCAAGAGUUGGAUGAGAAUAUGCGCAAGUCGUUCCACAAGUUUCUUGAGGCCAGAGGAAUCAAACCAAGCGUGACGGAUUUCAUGUAUGAGUACAUGAUGAAGAAAGAUAGCAGAGAGUACUUGCUGUGGUUGAAGAAUCUCAAAAACUUCAUCCAAGAAUAAAUCAAGUUUGAAGACACCAGUUUUCGUGGUUGCAGUUCUGUUCUAGUGUCAUCUAUGCUCGCAUUGUGUUUAGAAACUGGAAUUCGAAUUUGAGUCAUUCUAAUCUUCUUUUGCAUGCAGAAUGAUAUUAAAACAGAAUGUUACAUUGUCUUAUAAUGAGUUUUUUGACAUGAAGAGAAGCUAGUAAACACUUUACUAUUUUCAAAAGACCAUCAAGUUGGAAGGAUCUUCUUAUGGUGGUGAAGGUCCAUAGGGAACUUUACAUCAUAAUAAAAAAAACUCAUAGUAGUAAAAACUGUAUAACAUAACAAUUGACAUUAACACUUAGCUAAAACCCGUUCUCCACUUCCUCUGUCCUUUUUGAGACAGGGAGGUCCUUAUGAAUGUAAACAACUCCUUUGUCUCCAUCCACAACUUGUCCU
Molecule: messenger RNA, 1249 nt
Organism: Eruca vesicaria subsp. sativa (arugula)
Lineage: Eukaryota; Viridiplantae; Streptophyta; Magnoliopsida; Brassicales; Brassicaceae
Source: the annotation of a GenBank genome assembly